AUGAGUUCUAUUUCUAUCAACCUCCUUGCCGGCCAACUACCCAGCAUGUCAUUCAAUCUCAAGAAGCAACAAAACAGUCUAAAACAAGCUAGAAAACGAAGAGAGAGAGAGAGGAACAAAGGAAAAUACAAAGGAAAGAAAAAGGAACCGCAAUUUCUGACUUCUGCUGAUCCUGCCAAUGCCAGUUUAGCAGCUACCGCGCCCUCUGCCACUCUAGGGCUUUCAACAGAAAUCCCAGCAGCAGGAAUCGAUGCGUUUCAUGGACAUGGGGCCCAAAUUCGGUCUCUCUCAUUGAGGUAA
Messenger RNA from Trichophyton verrucosum HKI 0517, 300 nucleotides. RefSeq lists its product as uncharacterized. The transcript has a single exon. The coding region runs from base 1 to 300 and encodes 99 amino acids. The record is from RefSeq and is a predicted model, not a curated record. Lineage: Eukaryota; Fungi; Ascomycota; Eurotiomycetes; Onygenales; Arthrodermataceae.